Molecule: messenger RNA, 567 nt
Organism: Adineta ricciae
Lineage: Eukaryota; Metazoa; Rotifera; Eurotatoria; Adinetida; Adinetidae
Source: the annotation of a GenBank genome assembly
AUGGGUGCUCGUUCAAGUCGCCAGUCCUAUCAGCAAUGGGAUUUAAAUGAAUUAUCUCGACAAACUGGCAUUCCUGUAGACCAAGUUCACCAACUCCAUCAACAAUUUAUGAAGGCAGCUGGUCGCGAUGGUCAGCUGGAUCAGAGAGAAUUCAUGAACUUCUACAGUCGUUUUCCCGGUGCUCAACAACAAGAUCCACGAUACAUGCAGCAACAAAUUCCUCGUAUUUAUCGUACAUUCGAUCGCGAUAAUUCCGGCACACUGUCUUUCGAUGAAUUCCUCAGUGCUGUGGUUAUGAUGAACCACAAUGUACCUCGCCGUCAACGAAUUAACUAUCUUAUUCAACAAAACAAUCAUAACGGACGUCAAAACGGUGAUGGUCGAAUUUCUCCGCAAUAUGGCCAUCAAGUUUUCCGACGUAUCAAUGAUUACUAUGGUUUACCUCAAGGUACCGAACAUCAAUGCUGGAAACAAGUUGACCGAAACAAUCGUGGCUAUGUUACUCAAGAUGAACUUAUCGAAUAUAUCAGUCAACAAGAUGCGUACAAUCGACGCUAUCAAUAUUAA